Lobosporangium transversale is the source of this 664-nucleotide messenger RNA. RefSeq names its product Adenosylcobalamin biosynthesis, ATP:cob(I)alamin adenosyltransferase-like protein. NCBI's taxonomy places the organism in Eukaryota, Fungi, Mortierellomycota, Mortierellomycetes, Mortierellales, Mortierellaceae. The record is from RefSeq and is a predicted model, not a curated record. The coding region runs from base 23 to 646 and encodes 207 amino acids. Gene Ontology annotation, molecular function: corrinoid adenosyltransferase activity. The transcript is spliced from 9 exons.
CUCAUUCAUCCCAAUAAAACCAAUGACAUCGGAAAAUCCCAAAAAGUCGCAGCUUUACACACGAACAGGCGACCGAGGCGAAUCUUCUCUCUACAAUGGCGAACGUCGCCUCAAAACCGACAGGAUCUUUGAGGCUCUUGGAUCUGUGGAUGAGCUCAACUCGAGUAUUGGGAUUGCACAUCAUUAUUGUGCAAAGUCUGCCAAUGGUCUCGAGAGUCAAUUGAUUGAGAUCCAAUGCAAUCUUCAGGAUAUCGGAUCAAACAUCGCUACACCUAGACAUGAUGCUUCUGAGACUCAACUGCAUAAUACAACUUUCGAUGAAGGUCAUGUAGAGACAUUGGAACGUUGGAUUGAUGUGUUAGAUUCGCAACUUCCCCCACUUCGUAACUUCAUCUUGCCAUCCGGUGGUGAGUCUAGCAUCUUUUUGCAUCAAGCCCGUUCCAUCUGUCGACGUGCUGAACGUACCACCAUUCCAGUUGUCGAGGCUCAGGAUGCGGACGAAACUGUGCUAAAGUAUUUGAAUCGUUUGAGUGACUAUCUAUUUGCAGCUGCUAGAUAUGCAGCCAAGCACGAUGGAUUGCAGGAAAACGUUUACAAGAAAGCUAAGAGUGGUCGUGAGGCAUCUGUGCAGACUCGCGCACUUUAGUACAAAACAAAACAAAAC